AUGGCCAAAAUCCGUACUGUGUCAUCGCGAAUUCGCAUCUUCCGAAAGGCGCCGGCUUGGACAGACAUAACCGGCGAAAGUAGGAACAAGAGUCAAAGCAAUGCAGCCCUUGUUUGUCACCGCUCGCAGAUGCUCGGCGGCUCCCCGGCAUCUUCCACCACUCAUCUCUCGAUCUCGAAUCCCGAAAAAGAAGGGUUCUGGUCUGUGCGACCCUUCUCCGGGGAAGACUCGGAAUUUGCCUCGCAUGGCACAAGCCUGACAUGA
This is a messenger RNA of Chaetomium globosum CBS 148.51, 264 nucleotides long. RefSeq lists its product as uncharacterized. The coding region runs from base 1 to 264 and encodes 87 amino acids. The record is from RefSeq and is a predicted model, not a curated record. NCBI's taxonomy places the organism in Eukaryota, Fungi, Ascomycota, Sordariomycetes, Sordariales, Chaetomiaceae. The transcript has 2 exons.